Messenger RNA from Hypoxylon trugodes, 1525 nucleotides. Its product is annotated as Metallo-dependent phosphatase. The record is from RefSeq and is a predicted model, not a curated record. The transcript is spliced from 3 exons. The coding region runs from base 408 to 1385 and encodes 325 amino acids. Gene Ontology annotation, molecular function: hydrolase activity. NCBI's taxonomy places the organism in Eukaryota, Fungi, Ascomycota, Sordariomycetes, Xylariales, Hypoxylaceae.
CUAUAAGAAAUAUACUAACGCAGUGAAGCUCCCCUGCUGCAGGAGCUUACCUGAUAGCUCACAGGCUGCUACGGUGCCCUGUUACCGUCGUAUUUUGCGGCGGCGGCGGCGGGGGAAAGCUACCUCGCUACUAUGUAACAAACCUUCCCGUCGAUCAACUUCAAAAAAGGACAUCAUCCCAUGAGAUAGUCAUGUCGAAAACUAUUCUUCACUUUACCGCUAGUCUAGUAAAAGGGGAUGCUUCCCAUAUAUCUUACUUCAUGACUCCGCCCACAAUUCUUUAAACAAAGCCCGCCAUACAACCACCCUUUACGAACCUACCUACCCUGAGCUUUGGGCAGUUUAACAAAAACAUCGCCGUAAUACGUCAUAACACGGUAAACAACAGUGAAUGAUUGGACGAUAUCAUGGGUUUACUCGUGAAGCUAGGCCUACGGAGGCCUAUUGAAUGGGAGCGUCCGACACUACUCGAUUGGUUUCUCGAUUCACCUCUACAAGCCCUCGUCUUUCAUCUCUACCUGGUAAUCCUAUGGUUACGCGGUAACCCGGUCAAGCCUCCACGAAACAGACAGCCCAUUAAGAUCGUAUGCCUCUCCGAUACCCACGAGUCCAUCGUUCAGAAUGUACCCGACGGCGACCUCCUAAUCCAUUGCGGCGAUAUGACCAACGUCGGUACCGCUGCUGCCAUUCAAAAGCAGAUCGAUUGGCUAGCUUCCCUCCCCCACCAACACAAGGUUCUCAUAUGCGGAAAUCACGAUAGUUGGUUCGAUAUCAAUUCUAGAAGAGAAGAGGAUACACUAUUGAAUAAUGUGAUAAACAUGAGGGGACUUCACUAUCUCGAGCGCAAAUCUGUGACGCUGGCCUUUAAGGGGGGCCGGAAGCUGAACAUCUAUGGUGCUCCUGAUCUUCCCGAGUGUGGAGGCCCUGAAAACGCGUUCCAAUACACAGCUCAGCAGAACAAAUGGCAUGACACUAUUCCGGUGGACGUAGAUAUUCUCGUAACUCACACCCCGCCGCUACACCACCUCGACCUAUCCCUCGGCUGCCCGCACCUACUCCGUGAAACCUGGCGCAAGAAGCCAAAGCUCCACGUCUUCGGCCACGUCCACUGGGGGCGGGGCAAGCAACCCGUGUUUUGGGACGAGUGCCAAAAGUCAUACGAAAAAGUCAUGUCGCAACCGAAACGAGGACCUAUCUACGAUAUGCUUCCACAUUUGGGCUGGCUGGAUGCCUGGAAGGUCCUGUAUUAUGGAUUCAUUAGUAUCCUGUGGCAUUGGUUCAUGCUUGGCGGUGCGGCGAAUGGAAGCGCGAUGAUCAAUGCCGCUAUGCAGCAUGGGACAUCGGGGAGGUUGACGAAGAAGCCUCCGAUAACUAUUGAGAUCUAAAAGUUAUCUAAAUUGUUGAUAUGGAAUUGUGAUAUAUGAAAGAAGAUGCGUACAUAAAACCAUGAUGAACAGGAUUUAAAGAACGAAAUAAUUACCUGCAUUGGCUUAAUAGCAAUAUGAACUUCUAGUAUAAAUGAACA